GCGCGACGGUGGUAAGAGGGAGGAGACUGCGGCUGCGGCAGCGGCUUCUGGGAUCCCGAUGUGGCAGAGGGGCCGUCACCGCCAACAAGGAGGUGGAGGGCCCGCGAGCCCGGUGUUGGAGACACUGCUGCCAUCCUUUUCUCCUGGCCUGCUGUCCUCCUAGACACGCUCGUCGCCUAAGGAUCCUCCCCUCCCAGCUCUUGCAAACUCCGAACUCGUCGCCUGCUGAUUCUCUUUCACCACGGGUUCACAGCGGAGGCAGCAGUGAGGUGUCCGAUUUGGACACGUGAGGCCUGCGAUCCCCGGAAUUGGGGAGCAAAAUGGAGAUGACCAGGAAGAGAUACGAAGGAGAGGUGAACAACAAGCAGAAGCCAUGGGGAUGGGAGGCAAAACAGAUGAAGAGCAGACGACAAUGAGCAGGGGAAAAGGAGACUAUCCUCUUCCUCCCCCUGCAGGUAUGAAGACCCCUCACAAAAAGGCAGCUGCAGGGCAGCAAACCAGGGAAAUUGUCGAUGGCCACAAAGGGUCUGAAAGUAUGAGGAAGAAAAAGACUUCUCAAAAGAAGCAGAGAGGCAGACCUUCCUCCCAGCCCCGCAGGAAAAUCGUGGGCUGCAGAAUUUCACACGGAUGGAAGGAAGGCAAUGAGAGCAUCACCCAGUGGAAAGGAACCGUUCUGGAUCAGGUGCCUAUAAAUCCUUCUCUUUAUCUGGUGAAAUAUGAUGGAAUUGACUGUGUCUACGGACUGGAACUUCACAGAGAUGAAAGGAUUUUAAAGCUUAAAAUCCUUCCUGAUAAGGUGCCAUUAUCUCGACUCAGAGAUGUGCACCUUGCAAACACCAUAAUUGGUAAAGCUGUGGAACAUAUGUUUGAGGGUGAGCAUGGUUCUAAGGAUGAAUGGAGAGGAAUGGUCUUGGCCCAAGCACCUAUCAUGAAAGCCUGGUUUUAUAUUACCUAUGAGAAAGAUCCUGUCUUGUACAUGUACCAGCUUCUAGAUGAUUAUAAAGAAGGAGACCUCCGUAUCAUGCCAGAGUCCGGUGAGUCUCCUCCAGCAGAGAGGGAGCCAGGAGGAGUUGUAGAUGGCCUGAUAGGUAAACAUGUGGAAUAUACCAAAGAAGAUGGCUCCAAACGGAUCGGCAUGGUCAUUCACCAAGUGGAAGCCAAACCCUCUGUGUAUUUCAUCAAGUUUGAUGAUGAUUUCCAUAUCUAUGUCUAUGAUUUGGUGAAAAAGUCCUAACUGUUAGGGUAAACUUUGCCACAUUUGUGAAAACAAAUGUGUACUUUGUAGACAUGCAAAAUAAUGUUACUUUUCAGUGUAUUGAAAGCUUUAGGGUCCCUGUUAAUCUGACAUCUUUGCCAGCAUAACUGUUGUUUUGUCCUGAAAAAUACAAAUU
Messenger RNA from Globicephala melas (long-finned pilot whale), 1391 nucleotides. RefSeq names its product spindlin-2. Gene Ontology annotation, biological process: gamete generation; regulation of DNA-templated transcription. Gene Ontology annotation, cellular component: cytosol; nucleoplasm. NCBI's taxonomy places the organism in Eukaryota, Metazoa, Chordata, Mammalia, Artiodactyla, Delphinidae. The record is from RefSeq and is a predicted model, not a curated record.